Messenger RNA from Chenopodium quinoa (quinoa), 3861 nucleotides. Its product is annotated as serine/arginine repetitive matrix protein 1-like. Lineage: Eukaryota; Viridiplantae; Streptophyta; Magnoliopsida; Caryophyllales; Amaranthaceae. The coding region runs from base 354 to 3530 and encodes 1058 amino acids. The transcript is spliced from 10 exons. The record is from RefSeq and is a predicted model, not a curated record.
AACUUCCACGUAAACCAAACAAUUCUCACACUUGAGUCUCUCCAGUCGGUACAUUGUUUGCUGGUCUUCGUCAUUUAGCACAUUAUACCCAAACCAAACCCUUCAUUUUCUCUCUCCUCCACUUUCUGUAAAAAAUUUAACUACACUAUUCAACUCUUCUUCUUCUAGUUAAAUUCAAAUUUGUUUUUUUAAAAAAAAAACCCAGAAAACCACAUGUACUUUAGCUCUCCCACAAGAUCUGUCCCUCCUCUUAUUCUCUCUUCAACUUUUUGUUUUUCUGUCUAAUUUAACCGGAUUUUCCCAGUUUUUUUUUUGGCGGUGUUGAUAUCUAAACUUCUUCAAAUCGUUGAAAAAUGGAUUAUGUCACAUUUCGAAUUUUGCCAGAAAACAGGUAUGGUGCAUGUGUAUGUAGCGAAGAGGAAGAGGAAAUGGUUGCAGAUGGUCCUCUUGAUCAACUCUUGGAACAUCUACCCAGCAUAAAGGAUCAAAUUGUGAAAGGAUCUUGUGAUAACUUCAUACUAGAGUUGCCAAAUUCCGUUGGUGACAGGGGUUGGUUCACAAAAACCACUUUAACCAGGUUUCUUCAAAUAAUCAAUUCACCUCAUGCCCUUAAGAAAUCAAUCUCUAUCUGUAAUGAGUUGUCCCAGUUAGAGGAAACGAGGAAGUUUCAUCUUUCAUUAUACACCCAGGCUGAUCGGGUUACAUCAUCAGAUAACUCAAAGAAUGAAUUACUUCGGGCAAUGGACUCCAGAAUUGCAGCUUUGACAGAAGAAUUGGUUUCAACUUUUAAUGUAGCAGCUGGAGCUGCAUUAUCCUAUCAAGAGAUGAAUUGUCUCCAAGAAUUUUGUCAAUACUUUGGUGAUGUAGAUGUCAAAACUCUGUUGUUAAAAUUGUCAGAGAGAAGCCAAAAAGGUCAGAAUGUCCCUGUGAACAAUAAGAAGUCUCCUGUCCCAACGAUAUCAAAGAGUGAUUAUGAAAACAAGAUUAAUGCAUUUAUCCAAACAGCGGGACAAACAAAUUCGUUGAAACCUGUACAGUACAAUGCAUCACCAGCCAAAGCUGCUGAACUUGAGAGGCAAAGUUCAACAGGGAGUGACGACUCGUCUUUCUCAAGUGAGGAUGAUCGGCCUUCUGCUACUGAAAGAAGUCGAACUCUUGUAAGAUCUGCAUCUCCGCGAAGAUCAGCAUCUCCGAUGCGAAAGGUCCAAAUAGGUAGAUCAGGAUCUCGUCGGACUCCUGCCCUAACUAUUAAGAGCCUUACACACUUUCCUGCCAGAGAUAAAACCUCAUCUUACAGGGACACUUGUGAAGAGUCUGAUGAACCAACUAAAAAGACUGAGAUCAACGUGACUAGGAUGAGUGUUCAAGAUGCUAUCAGUUUAUUUGAAAGAAAACAGAGAGAUCAAACAGAUGAGAGUCAGAAAAAAACAGCAACUGAUAACUCUACAAACCCAAACAAGGCAGUGUUGAGGAGAUGGAGUUCUGGGAUGAGUGAGUCUCAAAAGUCCACGACUCAGGACACAAUGGAGCAUAAUGCUUCAGAGAAUAAUACUGAAGAUGAGAAUGUUCAAAGGAGUGCAGAAGUGGAAUUGGAUGCAGUUCUUGAUACUGAGGAUCAGAAUUUGGAGGAGAAUAUGGGAUUAGAGGGGGGCAAAACUAUUGCUCUGAGUCCAAGUGAAGAUGAAGGCCUAGUGUGUCAGACAGAGGAGACUUUUGAAAAAGUAGAUUCAGCUGAAUGGAAUAGGCAAAAAGAGGAGGAAUUGAACAGGAUGCUGAUGAAAUUUGCAGAGUAUAGCAUGAGCAACCGUAAAAUGACAGAGCCAGAUAACAAAAAGAAUCGUGUAUCUCGCUUGGGGCAAAGCGAUGGAGCUAACAGUGAUCACAAGGGGAAAAAAGAUGAAAAAAUGACUAGGGAGAAGUCCGGAAAGAGAGUAGAGAAGCAGACUGGCAUUAGACCUAAGCAAAGAGUUCCAGAGAAGCCUAAGCCAGAAAAAUCCACUGCUAAGGCUAGUGAUAUAGGAAAGAAACUCCCUGCUAGCAGAACUCUGAGUGCUAACAAAAAUUCGCCUGUUUCUUCGAAUUCCAAAAAGGAGUCUAUAAAACCAGCUGUGCCGAAGAAGGUUGCAUCUAGAUCAUCUUCCUUGCCUGCCACUAGGAAAUCAUGGCCAUCAACGCCGUCACCAAGAAUGACUGAAACAUUGCCAACUAAAAGUCCGACAAUAACAACUUCAGUACCUCGUCAAAAAUCCCAAUCUCUAGCACCUCGUCAGAAACCCCAAUCUCCUGUUCCAGUAUCACGUCCUAGCCCAAAGUUGGAAAAGCCUCAAUUGCAACAGAAAGAUGUCAAGAAACAACAGAUUGAUACUAAAAAAAACUUGAAGAAAGUGGAUGACAGUAAAAGCCGUAUGGUGCCAAAAAGCGGGAGAUCAAUGAUAAAAACAAUGGCUCCUGAAGAGGAUGCUGCUGCUGUCAAUCCAGCUAAAGCAGUCGUGCGUAAGAAGGUGACCAAGAAGAGUAGUGUGGUCCCACUUGAGGUGAAGCCAUCUGUUCGCAAAGUUUCGGAAAAAAGCCCUGCAAAAAUUUUGGAAAAAAGUCCUGCAAAAUUUUCGGAAAAAAGCCCUGCAAAAUUUUCGGAAAAAAGUCCUACCAAAAUUUUGGAAAAAAGCCCUGCAAAAAAUUCAGCUAGUCGAAAGAGAGAGAUUCUCCCUCAAGCAGAAGAAACUUUGAGCAAAUCUGAAGAUCCUCUUAAUAUUGCGGAUAAUGUUGGGAAUGUUACUUUAGAUACAGUUCAUCUGGAGUCUGAAGAUUUGCAGACUCAAUAUGAUCAUCUUGAACUUGAAAUAGAAACAGAGGCAGAAAAACCUGAAGAUGGCGACGAAAAAGAGAUUAUUGUUGAAGCCCCUCCUCAAGAAGAUGGAGUUGUUGACAGAAUGUCGGAGUCACCAGCUAUAAGUCAGAUUCCGUCUGCACAAGAAUCACUAAUUUCACCAGCUGCAUGGGAGGAAAGCAACCCGUCAGAUGCGGCUGGCCCAAGUACUGACAGCACUGCUUCAUCUCUUCCCAAUCCUGAUACUGUGGAUUCGGGAACCAGAGUUCGUCAUUCACUCUCACAGAUGCUUCUGGAAGAAACCAGUGAACCUGACAUAAUUGAGUGGGGAAAUGCUGAACAUCCACCUUCCAUGGUUUACCAAAAAGAUGCUCCUAAAGGCUUUAAGAGACUUUUGAAGUUUGCUCGAAAGAAUAAAGAAGCUAAUGGAGGUACUUGGGCAAGUCCAUAUACAUCUGAAGGAGAGGAUGAUGGAGAUGAAUACAAAAACCUUGGUAAGAGAAACUCAGACAAUUUGCUGAAGGUUGCUCUCCACUCAAAGAACUACGCAGAAGGAUUUUUGUCUGAUUCUGAACCACAUUCUGCUCGAUCAAACACAAGCAACAGCUCUGCUAGAAGUUCAAAUAAGUUUCAAGACGGUCAUGCCUCUUCGAGAGGUACAAGAUCUUUCUUCUCUCUGUCUGCAUUCCGUGGAAAAAAUUGAGACAUUGCCUUGUGGACUCGAGGGAGACGCCUAAUUUUGGGACAAUCAUUCAUUGUGUGGUUUACUCCCCUUUGUAUGCUAAAUAUUUACCUUGUGCAGUUUAUUAAUUUGUAUCAAGCAAUGCAGUGUAAUGUUUUGAUUCAGUGGCAUUCUUUGGGGAUCUGGAUAGGUCCAGGAUGUAUAUGUAAAAUGUAGAGCAAGCAACAAGAGCGAUUUUCUAGGACAUAGAACAGUCUGUGUAGAAAUUACAUGUUUUCAGUUCAAAGUAACUACCUGAAUAGUUUACCCCUUAUUCUCAUGCAAGGUAAUAUGUUGCAUGUUACAGACCGUA